Messenger RNA from Asterias rubens (European starfish), 2089 nucleotides. Its product is annotated as carbohydrate sulfotransferase 11-like. The transcript has 2 exons. Gene Ontology annotation, biological process: carbohydrate biosynthetic process. Gene Ontology annotation, cellular component: membrane. NCBI's taxonomy places the organism in Eukaryota, Metazoa, Echinodermata, Asteroidea, Forcipulatida, Asteriidae. Gene Ontology annotation, molecular function: sulfotransferase activity. The coding region runs from base 1 to 849 and encodes 282 amino acids. The record is from RefSeq and is a predicted model, not a curated record.
AUGUCGCCCAAAAAAACAUGCGCUGGUAAAGCGUGGUUGGAACGGAUGGAUGAAAAGCACAAGGCACGCAAAGAGGCUGUACAUAAAGCAUGUAUGGAACACUUCAACAUCUCUUUGAAAUCAGAAAGGUCACUUGCAGCAAAUCCCAGUAAGCUUCGUCCCUUGAUAGUAAACGAUGACCAUCAUUUCAUCUACAGUAUUGUCUACAAAGUGGGAUCUUCCAAUUGGGAGAGAGUACUGGUUGAAGAUCUUGGUGGAUUCAAGAAUGUUCCUAAUCAGAAGUUAUACAGUCACAAAGCAUUACACUGGAUAAGGAGGUACAAUUCCACACAAAUUGAAAGUCGUCUGAACAGUUACAAAAUAUUUAUUUUUGUACGAAAUCCACUAGCUCGGAUUCUUUCUGCUUAUAGAGAUAAGUUUGUUGACCAUCAUAACAGUGUCUUCACAAGAAUGGGACAAAAUAUUAUUAUGUUAUAUAGAGAACAUAAUCAAGUAACUUCUGGAAAUGUGACUUUCACAGAGUUUGUUAAAUACCUUGUUGAUUCACCUGCCCAUCGAUCAAAUCCACAUUGGAAGCCAAUCUUCAACCAGAAUUUCCCAUGUGAGAUCAACUUUGACUUUAUAGGAAAACUAGAGGAGGCUUCUGAUGACAUUCCUUAUGUGUUAAAAAGUCUUCAAAUUGACCAUCUUGUAAAGUAUAAACAAGGACAGCCCAAAAAGACACCCGAGAAAAAUUUGUUGGCCAUGUAUUAUUCACAGUUACCAAGAGAACUUUUACAAAAAUUGUGUGCUAUAUAUAAAGCAGACUUUGUUAUUUUUGGUUAUGACAUUCCAGACAGUUUUUCAUAAUAGUGAAUUGUAUUGUCCUGCACAAAGCUCCAGAAUGUCUUCUAGUGUGGUGUUUGUACUCCAGAUUUGUGCAUCAUUCCACAGCUAUGUUCAUCUACAUGUACAUGUAGCGAGUUAUUUUGAGGUAGUCUCAAACUGGGGAUGCCCUAGCCAAAAAGAAAAAGCAGCAAAGACUCCUUCUUGCAUUGGGGAUUUGGCUUUGAGCUGUAUCAAACAUUGUAAUGCGUCUACACAUCCAUGGAUUACCAACAAAUCAUGCAAGGAAGUUUCUGAAACUCCUGCAUGCUGCACUCAGUGCGAUUUCCAGGCAUAUUUGUGUGAAUAAUUAUGUUCUACUUUAAAAACAUCUUUCAAACCAUAUAUAUGGGCAAUUCCAAGCAAACAUAGACAUGACAGCAAAAACAAUUUUUUACACCACUUUUUUCCACUUUGAAGUUAUAGCUACAUGUAACAUAUGAAAUCAAUUUAUUUCUAGUUGUUGACAAGGAAUGAACCCAAUUUUGGCAAAUAAGAACUCGGCUUAUUCCCGUGUAGGUCUGAGUCACUCUCUCCCGCACCACAACCAUUUUCUCACGCAUUGGGGCCAGACCGGGAUUUUUUUUUUUAAAUAACGCACAAUCUUCAGAUUGCACACAGUUUUUCAGAAUUAUCAACUUAAACUGGCAUUAAAACAUAGCGCAAAUUUUGUAAGAUUGCGCACGCUUUUUGCUCUCUCAGAAGAUUCAGUCGGCAAUUAGGCAGAGCGCAAAACAAGUUUGUCUCAAUUUCUUAGCAGAUUUAUUGAAGGUAGAAGUCGUGAGCGGAGGUUUUUUGACAUCAUUUAAGCCAGAAAUUUAUCUUUUUGGGGGAAAUAAUCUGACCCAAUCGUACGUGCAUUCUGAAAACACCUUUUUCUCAACAAAUAAUUUUAUGCACAAAGAAAGUUUUUUUGGGGGUGGUCCCGGACCAAGAUUUUUUUCUCCAGCGGUGAUUCCGUUACCCAAGUAAAAAAAGCUGGCCUCUAUAUUUGGCAUCUCUGAACACGUUGCCUUAGAUCGGACAAAUUGAUCUAUAAAAAGCGUUUAUAACCGUUUGCGGUGAGGUGCAUAUGGUUGGAAAGAUGUUAUAAAAGUAGAAUCAAUGGUCCACGCAAAUUUCCAUUUUCUUUGCGAACUAAUACGAUUGGCCAUUGAUGGGAGUCAAAAAUGGCUGACUGUGUAAGUCGACGAGGUAAAAGGAAAACCUUGCAAUUUUGAGGCUA